AUUUUUAAAUAAUAAUGAAUAAUUAGAUGAUUACCUACUCUGAAAUUUUAUUAUUUUGUAAUAUAAAUAAUAUCCUGACUCCCCCUCCUCCUCACAAUGGGAUAAUUUUGUGCACCGUGUACGCCCUGGAUGUACCUAUUAUACUUUAUUGUUAUAAAUUAUAGACGUAAAAAUUCUGUAUUAAACAUGGGAUGGCGUUUAGGGGUAUGGAAGAGAAGGCGAUAUUGGACAUUUCAGACCUGCGUUGCAACGAGACGGAUCCCGGGGAUACCACUACGGUGCUCGACGGUCUUUUAGGAGCUGGACCACACUACGAUUAUGGCGAUGUGACCGGCUGCGACAGCCCAACGGAUCGAUGCGACGACAACGAUCAAUCGUCUGGAUCUCUGAGCACAGACCAGAAUUCUAAUAGCAACGUCAAGAGGAAACAGCGGAGAUACAGAACGACUUUCACGAAUUUUCAACUGGAGGAACUAGAAAACUCGUUUCAGAAAACACAUUACCCCGAUGUAUUUUUUCGCGAAGAACUGGCAAUGCGAAUCGACUUGACUGAAGCUAGGGUGCAGGUAUGGUUUCAAAAUCGUAGAGCCAAAUGGCGGAAGCAGGAAAAAACUUUGGUUUCCCAGCACCAGAACCAAAACGAACAAAUUAUAAACCCUUGUCUAACAGAUAAUCCAAUAUUUGGAAACUCUUCUAGCCUCCUUCCUCAGCCAGAUUGGAAUAGUCUAUGCUCUUAUACUUCAUUUCAACCAUCGGGGACGUUUGAUAAAGAUGAUCUGCAAGCUAUUGACAUCGACAAUGAUUUGCUUCGGUUCAAAACAAGAGAACUACAUGAAAACGAUAUGCUUAUGUCGCCACCUUCAUAGACAUUUAUUGAUCAAA
This is a messenger RNA of Diuraphis noxia (Russian wheat aphid), 882 nucleotides long. RefSeq lists its product as uncharacterized. NCBI's taxonomy places the organism in Eukaryota, Metazoa, Arthropoda, Insecta, Hemiptera, Aphididae. Gene Ontology annotation, biological process: regulation of transcription by RNA polymerase II. Gene Ontology annotation, molecular function: DNA-binding transcription factor activity, RNA polymerase II-specific; RNA polymerase II transcription regulatory region sequence-specific DNA binding. The record is from RefSeq and is a predicted model, not a curated record.